AUGGCAAUGUUGAUCCAACGAUGGGGCACAACGGCGAAGCGAUUACUACUAACGGCUGAGCAACGGUACGCAUUUACUUCAUUAUCACCAUCGUCAACGUCGUCUGCUCCGGCGCCGUCACCUGUUCUGUGCGGGAGGGGGGAUAAGAGAACGAAAAAGGGGAAGAUUUUCAAAGGGUCGUACGGAAACUCGAGGCCGAAGAAGGAGAAGAAGAUUCAACGGAUUAAGGACAAGCUCGAGGUCCCCAGGUCAACUCCGUGGCCUCUCCCUUUUAAACUCAUUUGA
Messenger RNA from Lactuca virosa, 285 nucleotides. The record is from the annotation of a GenBank genome assembly. Lineage: Eukaryota; Viridiplantae; Streptophyta; Magnoliopsida; Asterales; Asteraceae.